AUGGACGACGACCCGGUAGUGCGCGAGAUCCCCGUGCAUCUGGCCGAUGAGCUGCGUCAAAACCUCUACAUGGUGCAGUUCCCACUGCGACCGACCUAUCGCCCGAUGCCGGAGCCGCCGCGUCGCGCGCGUAUUAAGCCGAAUAACCAGCUGAUGCAGCUUGACUUUCCCGUAGAUCAGCGCAGCGAACAUUUCGACCAGGACGCGGAGGAUUAUCUUAAGCAGAAGCAUCUGAGACUUCAGUCGUCCAGUGUGCCGGCACUCUCGAAUUACGUUGUGGGCGUGUUCCGCCAGGGCCAACUGCACCUCACUCCUCUCUCGGCUGUCAUGCAAAUGCGUCCCAGCUUAUCACAUAUCGAUGAUGCUGCUAACGAAGAGGAAGAAGACAUGGAAGUGGAGGAGAAAGUGGAGCCGCCGCCCGCCGAGAUGAAGGAAGUGCAGUUCCAGUUCAAGAAGAAACAGUCGGAGCGCGCCAUCUCGGCCAUUCAGAACUCGUUUGCGUACAAGAAACAGCAGAUUGACGCCGAGAAGUGGAUUGAGCUUCAAGUGCAGGAUAAGAGCAGCGCUGGAGCGGAUGAUGAGUUUGAGAACUUGUUUAGCGAGAAGGAAGAGGAGGUGGUGUCGACCAUGACAGCCGAUGAAUAUAUCAAGGCCAUGCAGUACCGUGCAAUGGCGUCUGUGGAUAAACCCGCAGCUCCGUCCAACCCAGCACAGACUAACGUGGAAGAUGAGGAGGAGAAGGAUGAGACGAUGGAGCCUGUUACUGGACGUCUUCUUGAUGGCGUUGACGCCAAGUAUGCGGAUGUGCUACGACUGCUCGCCACUGACCAAAUCAUGCACUUCGACACAUUGGCUAAGCUUCUUCCGACUCGUAGUGAGGAAGAACUAUUGGACGCGCUCAAGCACAUCGCUGUACAUGUUAGAGGGCGCCUGCUACCCUCCAGUGCCUUGGUGUGCCGUGGAGAGACGACGGUGCGCGCUCGCAAUGAAAUUAUCAAAGCAUUGUCGAAGACGACCACUGGUGUAUCGCGAAUGGAACUUGUGGAAGAUUUCUCUCUGGAUGCUGACGUCGCCAAAACAAUCCUGAGUGAGUUUGCUGUUCUGGAGUCGACAACGCGCAAGUGGAGCUUCCGCCUGGGCCCCGACAACUCGUUCACAAAGCGGUUCCCCGCCGUCGCAAAGGCGAUCAAACUUUAG
Molecule: messenger RNA, 1197 nt
Organism: Phytophthora nicotianae INRA-310
Lineage: Eukaryota; Oomycota; Peronosporomycetes; Peronosporales; Peronosporaceae
Exons: 7
Coding region: 1-1197 (398 amino acids)
Biological process (GO): DNA-templated transcription
Cellular component (GO): nucleus; RNA polymerase III complex
Source: RefSeq, a predicted model, not a curated record